AUGAAACAGACAUGGGUAUCUAAAAAGAUAAAGGAUUACAAAUUAGAAAAUGAAUUAUUUGCAGUAUACGAACAAUACUUGUUUGAAUUAGGCUUUGACCUUCUUAAUAAAUCCAAAGAAACAACCAAAUCUGCCACCAAAGAAAUAACUAGAUCUAUCGAUGUUCCACCCACUUGUUACGGAUCUGAUGGUGGAAUUCUUUCACCUAAUAAUGCGUAUCUCAAUUCAGAAUUAAUUGUUGUUGGGGCCGCAUACACAGCUAACCGUAAACUCAAACAGAGGUAUUCUGAAACCGAGAGAUGGUAUAUUCGAAAUUUUUAA
This is a messenger RNA of Racocetra fulgida, 321 nucleotides long. The record is from the annotation of a GenBank genome assembly. Lineage: Eukaryota; Fungi; Glomeromycota; Glomeromycetes; Diversisporales; Gigasporaceae.